Molecule: messenger RNA, 4991 nt
Organism: Rhagoletis pomonella (apple maggot)
Lineage: Eukaryota; Metazoa; Arthropoda; Insecta; Diptera; Tephritidae
Gene: NSD
Product: probable histone-lysine N-methyltransferase Mes-4
Exons: 7
Coding region: 1-4884 (1627 amino acids)
Biological process (GO): regulation of DNA-templated transcription
Cellular component (GO): chromatin; nucleus
Molecular function (GO): protein binding; histone H3K36 methyltransferase activity
Source: RefSeq, a predicted model, not a curated record
AUGGCAGCACCUCAACAAACAGCUGCAAAUUUUUGGCGCGGUUGUCGAAUUGGCUUUUGGCUAUCGAAAAAAGCAAGAAAUAUGCGUGCAGACCAAAAACAAACAGUUGCUGUCAAUCGAGAGUCGCGUAGACGUGCUGCAGUCGAAUGUGAAGCCGCUUUUGGUAGUCCAGUUAGAAAAGUUGGUGGUGUUGAUAGUUUCAAAAACAACUCAUCACAAAAAAACAAAAAAAUGAGUAGUGAAAAGGGCAAGUUAUUAAAAAGUCGGGAAAAUAGUGAACCACGAACGGUGACGCCUACGGCCGGAACAGCCUCGGCGGAUAUGGAGGGAAGAAGGAAAGAUGCGUCGACAUGUAUUGGUUCAAAUCAUAAACUAUCAUCGUCUACGCCACGAAGAAAACGUGAUUUAUUGGCAAAUUUAUAUUCUGAUUUGAGUCCAAAGUAUAUCGGAUUUAGUACACCACCUUCAUCUACUGCAGGUGGUAACAAUGGUAGUGAGAGCGACGGGGGCUUACAAACGAGAAGUGCUCGCCGCCGCAAAUUACUUGUGUAUGCCGAUAGUCCCGAUUUGGGUGGUAGCGAUAGUGAAGUUUUAGCGGAUACUUCAACAACGCUACUAGGCUGUGUGAGACGUACCGGUAACGAAUCGGUAACGCCUUCGCCAAAUAGGUUAUCAGCGCGCAAGAAGUUUGAAAGUCCCAUUGAUAAAUUGCUUGCACGAAACGGUUCAGUGGUACUAAAUGACAUUAGCAAAGAAAAAAUAGUGAAAAGCUUAGACGUGAGUGCAGAGCCUAAAUUAAAUACCAUAAAUAGUGAAAGUGCACCUGAGCCAAAAGAAGAAUGCACUGAAACUCAGUGCGACGAGCUGAACACCAACGAUUUGACAGAAGUGGCAGAAACGCCGCAGGAAAAUUGCCAAACAAAUUCUGAAGAAACGGAAUGCAAUGGAUUUGAUACAAUAGAAAAAGCGAUUGAAGAAGGCGUCAAUGAAGAUGUCCAGGAUAAUCAAGAAGGAUGUAAAGAAAUGAUUAUAGACACUGAAAAGAAAGCAGACAAUUCGGAAGGGCGCUCAACUGAAACCGCUACUGAGGUGAAAAGUAAAGAAAUUCCGGAUGUGCAAAAUCAAUUAGCAAUCUAUUGUGGGUCCCCAGCAAAAGAGAACGAUAAUAAAGAUCAAAUUGGGAAUACAAAGAUUCCUGAAAAAUCAGAACUUUCUGAAGAAAAUUUUCUUAGCAAUCAAGUAGUAGUAGUUAAGAUAGAAAAUGAAAGUUUCGAAAAUAUUGCAGAAUGCAAUUCAGAAAUCGUGGAGAAUCACACUGAUAGUGCAGACGCGAUAUUGCAGUAUGACGCGGAAGGAGGGGAAAGCGGUGAAUCAAUGAUAUUAAAUAAUGCUGUCGGCAUGAGUGCAAAAUCGCCUUCAGCUGUCAGCUUAGAUAGUGCGAAGGGUUCCUCCGUUGUGACCGGUAUGGCAUGGAUGUCGUUUACAACCGGAGAUCUCUUCUGGGGACAAAUAUACACGUACUGCUAUUGGCCUUGCAUCGUUUGUCCGGACCCCGACGGGAAGACGAUUACCACUGAACGAAAUGUGCGUAAUAGCGAAGAGUAUGUCUUGGUGCAUGUGCGCUUCUUUGCUGAUAGCGGUCGGAGAAACUGGGUGAAACGCGAGAAUCUUAUUCCAUAUACCGAUCUCGAAAAUUACAAACAACAUAUGCGCGAAGUACGCAAAAAGUAUGGCAAGAAGAGUGCCAAAUACAGGUUACUCUUACCAAAGCCCAGCAAAGUAAUGAUUUGGCGGGAAGCAAUCAAAGAAGCAAAUAAGGUCGCCGAAAUUCUCUAUGAAGAUAGAUUAAAAAAGUUCUUUGAAAUGUACGAGCACAAGAAAAGCCUGCAAAAAUUACAAAGGAAACAACGCAAAUUGAGUAUCGACAACGGCAGUAGUACCAGUAGUUUUCGACACGACUCAAUGGAAAGUUUGAUUGUAAAGAAUCCCCUGGCUGCAGGAAAAAGAGACCGAUCUGCUUCGCCAUAUAGCCCGGCCUUCUCGCCACUGAAAUCAGUAUCAAGCAUCAAGCGAAGAAAAUUAAGCGAUGCUUCAAAUCAUGGAGCAGAGGUAUCAGAAAAGAUUGCCGAAAAUAACAGCGAUGUUAUUGAAAGCUCUAAAAAUGCCAGUACGACGCAAACGAUGGACGGAGAUGCAAAUACGUCGAGCUCAUUUACAUCUUUGCAUGCGGUAGAGCUAAGCAGCAGCGACGAAUACAGAAACUUCUACCAUGCAAUGAAAGAAUUUGUACUGGAAGAUAAUAAAGAUGAAAUUUUAGAAAGAAGUUUGAUUGUGGCAGCUCGAAACAUUUGGGCCCUGAAGCAAAUUAAUCGGCAACAAAUGCAGAGACGGUUACUGUCGGUCAGUAAUGAGCAAGAGCUGGGCUCCAGUCUUGUUGAAAGUGGCAGUAAUCAAGGCACUGUUAAAAGACUGUCCAAUAGGUUGAGAACUAUGAGGUGCCGUCAUAGCUUACCUGCAAAAAUUAAAGCCGUGCCACAAAUUGAAAUACUGGAAAGCCAGCCAAGUAAGGAUCAGGUAGUUCAGUCAGUUGAAAAGCCGAAGCGGCCUUUGAAUCGACCCAUUGAGGAAGUUAUCGAUGACAUUUUCAACUUAGAUAACAAGUAUUUAUUUCGGGGAUUGGCUCGUGAUCCCGUUUGUAAGUACUGUCUUCACCCCGGUGGUCUGUUGGUUAGGUGUGCCAAAGGCUGUCUAUCAUGGUUGCAUGCUGAUUGCAUUGGAAAAAAUCCAAAUGUGGGAAAGAAGCCGAAAGCUGCGAUGGGUCGAAAAUACGAGAGUAGCAAAUCAAGGCGCGAUUCGGCAAAAUGGUCAAUUGAUACAAAAACUUCGCAAAAUAUUCAUCCAGAUUUUGAUCAAGAACGGGCUGGUACAUCGUUAUCAGUAAUAUCCUACCAUGUUACUGCGGACGCUGACGCUGAACCCGAUGUUGAUAGCAGCAUCAACGAAAAAGUUACAGAUGUUGUUUGUGACUCCUGCGCUUUGGGGAAACCACCCAUCUGUGCUGUGUGUACAAGCGAUAAUCCUUCCGAACCUAGCAGAGAGGAACUCGUCAUGUGCAACAUGCCUCAUUGUUCUAAAGCGUUCCAUCCAUCCUGUUGCAGAUAUUGGCCUCAAGCAAAAUUUACCAAAUCGAAAAACAAAAUCGAGUCUUUUCGCUGUCCAUCUCACGUUUGCCAUACGUGUGUGUCAGAUGAUCCCAAGGGCAAAUUUCAACAUUUAAGUAAUUCCAAACUUACGAAAUGCGUUAAAUGCCCUGCCAGCUAUCACAUGGACUCAACGUGCAUACCGGCAGGUUCCCAGAUACUAACUGCAGCACAUAUCAUUUGCCCACGCCACAACGACUCUGGUAAAUCCGAUGCGCACGUGAACGUCAAUUGGUGCUUCAUUUGCGUAGGCGGCGGACAAGUAGUUUGUUGUGAAACAUGUCCCACCGCUGUUCAUGCAAAAUGCUUGAACAUCCCACUGGAUCCAAGUGAAGGUUACAUAUGUGAGGAGUGCGAGUCCGGUCGUUUGCCACUAUAUGGAGAAAUGGUGUGGGCCAAGUUCAACUCAUUUCGGUGGUGGCCGGCUAUAAUCCUACCACCCACGGAAAUACCACAAAAUAUAAGACGAAAAUCACAUAAUUCGAAUGAUUUCGUCGUUCGCUUUUUUGGUACACAUGAUCAUGGAUGGAUAUCCAGGCGGCGUGUUUACCUAUAUUUGGAGGGUGACAGCUCCGAGCCGCCCAAAACGAAAUCAAGUUUAGACCAGAGUUAUAACAGAGGUGUAGAGGAGGCUAAGCGCAUAUAUGAAAUUAUUAAGUCAAAGAAACUCGCACAACGUCUAUCGAACGAAAGCAAAGAAAAGUUGCAUCCGCAACCGUAUGUGCGCAUAAAGGCAAAUCGUGCCGUUCAUCCCGUCAAAUUACAUAUUGACUUGGAUAAGGUGAAUAAAUGCGAAUGCAAGACGUACGAUAAAGAUCCAUGUGGGCCAAACUCAAAUUGCUUAAAUCGCGUUCUCUAUCAUGAGUGCAAUCCAAAGGUGUGUCCAGCGGGUGAACGCUGUCAGAACCAAAUGUUUGAGUCAAAAUUGUCGCCUCGUCUUGACGUUGUCUAUCUGAGAGAGCGGGGAUUCGGUUUAGUGUGUCGUGAGCCAAUCAGUAUAGGAGAUUUUGUCAUUGAAUAUGUUGGCGAAAUUAUUGAUGACAAUGAGUUUAGGCAACGAAUGUCUCAGAAGUCUUUAGAUCGUGAUGAGAACUUCUAUUUUCUAUCCGUGGAAAAGGACUAUAUUAUUGACGCGGGACCAAAAGGAAAUUUGGCACGUUUCAUGAAUCAUUCCUGCGAUCCGAAUUGUGAGACACAGAAAUGGUCAGUGAACGGUUUGAACCGUAUAGGACUUUUUGCUAUAAAAGAUAUACCGGCGGACACAGAGCUCACUUUCAAUUAUCACUGGGAUGAUUUGCUUGGCAAUGAGAAGAAAAUAUGCUUAUGUGGCGCAGCAAAAUGUGCUGGUGAAAUUGGUGGAAAAAACAAAGAAGAAAAAGUGCCUAAAGAGAAUUCUGCUGUGGAUGUCAAUAAGGCAAAGUCCAGUGCUGCACGUAAAAGGAAGCCGCUGAAAAGGCUGCAGAAUCGUAUGCGCGAAGGAAAUGAGAAGAGAGAUCGAAAAAAGCUGUCGAAUAAUGUUAGUGUUAAGACUCAGGAGAAAUCGGCUAAAGCCAAUACAAGCACUAAAUUGGCAGAUCAACAAUUAUCUGGAAACACGGGUAAUGAUGCGCCGGAGGAAGAUAGUAACAUAAUCGAUAUUACAGCCAAUGACGAUGAAAAUGGCGAAUCUACAAAUCUAUUUUGAUACAAGUAAUUUUUCAGUUCGCAUCUCGUUUCGUGCAUGUAUAGAGAUAUCCUUAAAAAUUUCUGUUUAUAACGUGAGUAAAAAUUUUAUUGUUUAAAAAUUGUUUU